AUGAAUGCGGUUGAAGCACAUGAUCAUUACUUUGUGCAGAAAAGGGAUGCGGCAGGUGUGCUCGGUCUGAGUUGCUUCCAGAAAGUCACUGCCGCUCUUCGUAUGCUCACAUAUGGGGUUUCUGCUGAUGCUACAGAUGAGUACAUUCGCAUUGGCGAAAGCACUGCACUUGAGAGCCUACAUAAGUUCGUUACUGCAGUUGUACAAAUAUUUGAAGCCGAAUAUCUGAGAUACCCAAGUGAGGCUGACAUAGCACGCUUGCUAGCGGUCAAUGAGAAAAGUGGUUUUCCAGACAUGUUAGGGUCCAUCGAUUGUAUGCAUUGGGAAUGGAAGAAUUGUGCAAUGCAAUCACAGGGCCAGUACAAGGGGCAUACGAACAAGCCAACUAUCAUUUUAGAAGCUGUUGCAUCCAAUGAAGAAUUGUCCAUGCACGCUGCUUUCAGCACAGCACCAUGA
This is a messenger RNA of Sorghum bicolor (sorghum), 456 nucleotides long. RefSeq lists its product as uncharacterized. The transcript has a single exon. The record is from RefSeq and is a predicted model, not a curated record. The coding region runs from base 1 to 456 and encodes 151 amino acids. Lineage: Eukaryota; Viridiplantae; Streptophyta; Magnoliopsida; Poales; Poaceae.